GCUCCAGCCUCUAAGCCAGUCAAAACCUCUGUCUCUCCCACUUCACAACAACAGCUUCUUCCCCAGAAACAACAGAAACAACAGCAAAACCAGUCCUUUGAACGCGUAACUUCGUACGAGGGCAUUCCUAUGCCCCCAUCUCAGGUUCUCGCGUCGACUAAUCCGCGUAAACGUCGUUCGUCCCCUCCGCAAGGCUCAUCGGCAACAAUGGCCACCGCGCCUGGAGAUGACCCCGUGGCUGCAGCGCCAGACGCCACCCCAAGGAAAAAGGGAAGAACCAACACCCCGUGGACUGCAGAGGAGGAACAGAGAUUGAAAACGAUGCGUGAUGCUGGUCGCAGCUGGAGUGAGAUCGCCAAGACUUUCCCUAACCGAACUGAGGGUAGUGUGAAGAAGCAUUGGUAUAAGGACAUGCAUUAUGCGGAGUUUGCGGAAGACGAGUCGAUAGCCCUCCGAGACGCCAUCAAGGAAUAUGAGGCGAACAAAUGGAAAUAUAUUGGUCAGAAAGUUGGAAAGCCGGCCAAGGCGUGCGAGCAAUACGCAAAGGAGCAUUUCAAGGAUACUUAG
Aspergillus versicolor CBS 583.65 is the source of this 567-nucleotide messenger RNA. Its product is annotated as SANT/Myb-like DNA-binding domain-containing protein. The record is from RefSeq and is a predicted model, not a curated record. The annotation marks the transcript as partial. The transcript has 5 exons. NCBI's taxonomy places the organism in Eukaryota, Fungi, Ascomycota, Eurotiomycetes, Eurotiales, Aspergillaceae.